This is a messenger RNA of Galdieria sulphuraria, 2430 nucleotides long. Its product is annotated as E2F transcription factor 7/8. The record is from RefSeq and is a predicted model, not a curated record. The transcript has 4 exons. Gene Ontology annotation, molecular function: RNA polymerase II cis-regulatory region sequence-specific DNA binding; DNA-binding transcription factor activity, RNA polymerase II-specific. Gene Ontology annotation, biological process: regulation of transcription by RNA polymerase II. Lineage: Eukaryota; Rhodophyta; Bangiophyceae; Galdieriales; Galdieriaceae. Gene Ontology annotation, cellular component: RNA polymerase II transcription regulator complex. Bases 3 to 1880 code for a protein of 625 amino acids.
CUAUGGAUCUGUUUCAAAGACACCACAGAGUUUCGGUAGACUCCUUUGUCAAUCCAGUUGAAGCGCAGUUGAACUAUGCAAAAAGUUUGUCUUCAACACCGUCUGAGGUUGCCGCAAGUGUACAACCCACUGAAACAAAUUUCAGUCUUUCUGUAGAUGGACAGUGCGUUAUAAAACAAAAUAGCGUUACAGGCUCUUGUGACUACAGCAAAAGUAUAGUUGAAAGUGAGGGCUCAGGGCGCCCUAUUUUGACUGACGAAGCUGCUUUUGAAGUACAAACGAUGAAGGUCGACAAGCCUUUUGAUGAAGCAUUGUCUUCAAAGAAAAAAGAAAAGUGUGACGCUCACAAAGAUGAGGAAAAGGAGAACAACUCGAGUUUGAAAUUCCUCGUUACAGAUACUGCACAAUACUUAGAAGAUUUCUUUGGAAGUGAGAAUAUGGAAAGUUGUACAAAGGCGAAUUUGAGCAAAUUUCUUUGGAAGAAGGAAGAAAAUGACCGAAAGAAGAGUGUUCCCGUCAUCGAUAACAAAACGUGCAAUGCAAGAGGAUACAAGUCACUUAGUUUAUUAUGCGAGAAUUUUAUAAAACUCUACGGAAAUCACUCCAAUGAAGAAUUCUUUGUUGAUGAAGUAGCGGAAAUUUUACACGUUGAGCGCAGGCGAAUUUAUGAUAUUGUCAAUGUUUUGGAAAGUCUUGGUAUUGUAGUAAAGAAGAAACGUAACCACUACAAGUGGCAGGGAGUUGAUCGAAUCCCCUUUACACUGAUUGCUCUGAAAGUUUCUAGCGAGGUGGAAAAUGACGUCAAACAACAGAACACUUCAACAAUGGAGGCCGUUGAGUCUUUAACGUGUUCUUCAGAUGAAUGCUCCCUGUCAUCACAAAAGAAUGAUGACGCUGAAAGAGAGUCAGGACUACUCCGUCAUCGAAGUGACCAAAAUGAUAAAUUUCUGGGAGUAUUAACACAGCGUUUUAUCAAAUUGUUUUUGGAGUCGAGCGAAAGUAUCAUAAGUUUUCAAGAAAUAACACGUUUGUUGCUUGGAGAACAGGAUAAAGACAUGAAAUCGAAGACCGGUAUUCGAAGACUCUAUGAUAUUGCGAAUAUUUUGUCUGCUUUACAAUUGAUUCAAAAAACCCAAAAAUGGAAUGGAGAGAUGGCAUAUGAAUGGCUUUUAUCUGAAAUAACAUAUCUUCAAAUCUUUAGUUCGACUAAGUUAUAUGAGGAGAAGAGUAAUUUUAGCCGUAAGCGAGAUUUAUCAUUAUUCAGACAGUACAAAAGAGAAGAAGAGGAAAAAUCAAAAUUAACACGUACAAAUGAAGCUGAUGGAGACUUUUACAACAUAAACAAGAACGCCUUUGCUACAAAGAAACAAGAAAUAGCGGCAUUUAAUGAAGAGAAGAAGGAAGAGAAUUCGAGAGGGCAAGUUGAUUCCAAAGUUAAUAAGCGAGAUGGAAAUUGCAAUGACUGGUAUGCGAAUGCAACCCAACAGGUUCAAGACCUUGAUAGCUCAGGACAAUUUGCGAAUGUAUAUGUUCCCAAUUUCAUUCCAGGCUCGGAUGCGCUCUCUGUGGAUGAUUCUACUGUGCAGCUACAAAAAUCUUUUUUUGAAUUCCAGCAGAACGUUGUUCGACAAUGGCACCAAUGGUUUGAACAGGUGCCAGCAACUGCAAAAAUUGGAAAUGAUGAGGCUAGUUUCCAUGUAGAGACUAGCCAUGAAACAAGUGGAAUAGCUCCAAGUAACUUUCUUCCCCUUCCUUUUUAUUGGUCAAUUAGGCCUUUCCCUCAAGUCUCCAUGGACGAUUCUACUAUUUAUGAAGCUACUUCAACAGCUUCGACAAGAAAUGAAGAUGUUGUCAAAGCUGAUGAGGGUACACGACAGUAAUAAGAUGAAAACCACAUUAUGGAAAUUUCAGUAACGCAUUCGCUAAUAAGCAGAUUUCAUAGCCUCUUUAUCUGCGAAGUUCGUAUUCGUAGUAUCAUUGGCUGCUUAACUUAUCUUCACAGCUGCAUCGUACCUGCUUAAAAUUUUUGCUUUUAUUUGCAGUUGUUUGUGACAAUAUACCCAAUUACAACCGUAUGAAGAUAAGAGGACGUCUUAUAGUAUUGUCUAUUUGAUACUCUUUCAAUUCUUUAUUUCGAACUGAGUGUUGUAACUUUAUGUUUGCCAGCGUAUUCACAUUGAACAGGUUAAAUGUUUUGUACUUCCGGGUAUUGGAAAACUACUUGAAAUUUAUUUGCACCAGUAAAAAUAACAUCAGCUCGUUCUGUUUGAAGAAACUUUCUAUUUGAGUUAUGCGAAAGGAAAGUGUAAUGAAAUGACGAAGAUAUUAUAUAAAAAGUAGGAGUCUUCCUAGUACAACAAUGUUCUCAGUGUCACACGAAAUUUUAUGGUAAAGGCAUGCUAAGUUUAGAGUAAAACUUAGAAAAGGAUU